Molecule: messenger RNA, 1461 nt
Organism: Micromonas pusilla CCMP1545
Lineage: Eukaryota; Viridiplantae; Chlorophyta; Mamiellophyceae; Mamiellales; Mamiellaceae
Exons: 1
Coding region: 1-1461 (486 amino acids)
Molecular function (GO): protein binding
Source: RefSeq, a predicted model, not a curated record
AUGCUAGGAAACGCCGGGUCGCAGUUGAGGGUGCCGUGGAAGGCGAAGAAGGCGGCGCAUCCCAGAGACGCGGCGGCGUUCGCGGGGGGCGCGCCGUCCGCGGGCGCCGUCGGCGGACCGCUGGGGCUCGGAGGGGUCACGACGCCGAUGGUGUCGGACGUGCCGACGCCCGUGGCGGCGGCGCGGCGCGGGCGGCUGGCGAAACCGCCGAUCGCGCCCGUGCGGUUGCUGCUCGCGACGGAGACGGAAGUCACCGCGACGGACUUUACGAGCCACACGGAGCUGGAGACGGAGGCGGAGGGCGGCGGCGGCGGCGGCGGCGGCGGCGGAAACGACACGAAGGGUCUCAUGACGCACCCGGAGAUGAUCACGUCGUUGGCGUACCGAAAAGACGCGAUGCGACGGCGGAAGCUUCGAAGGAGGACGGACGGGUCCUUGGGGCCGGUCAAGGAGGGAGAGGAGCCGGGUCUCGUUGCGGAGCACGACAGCGAUCGCGACGUGAAAAAGGUGGUGAAGAAGGCGGAAAAAGCCGCCCAGAAGAUCACGUCGUCGCUUCGAAGUUUGCAGCAGAGCAAGACGUCGAACGCGGGCGGCGGCGGCGGCGACGGGCCCGGAUCGAAGACGCAGGCGGUCGAUCUCGGGAAGCGAGGCCGCCGUAGCGACGUCGCGACGGCGGCGGCGGCGGACGUCGCGCCACCGGCGCCGCCGGCGGCGGCGGACCGUCGACCGGCGUCGACGAUUUCGCAGCUCCAAGAGCGCAUCAUCGCGUUGCAGGGCACCCUCCGCGGCGCGCAGAUGCAACGGCGGUACAACACGAUGCAGUCGCGCGCCAACGCGUCGCGGCGGCGGCACCCGGCCGGGGACAUCAUGCAGCUCGUGUCGUCGUCGCACCUCGCGCAGCAGUGGGGUCUCGCGCGUCUCUCCUCCGGGGAUCUCACACGGCACGUCAGAGGCGGCGGCGGCGGCGGCGGCUCGAACCCGACGACGCCGCGCGACGGCUCGCCCGCGAAGUCGCCGAUGAAGAAGAGCCCGAUCCGAGCGCCGGACGCGGACGCGGGCGCGUUCGACGUCAACGGCGACGUCAACGGCGACGUCGACGACACCAUCGACGACGACAUGGAAGACGACGACGAGGAGGAGGAGGAAGACGUCGACGUCGUCGCCGGGGCAUACAAUCCGCGCGCCAUCGGCGCGAGAGGGAAGUACGCGACCAAGGCGAAGAGCGACGACGACGACGACGACGACGACGACGACGACGAGGAGGAGGAGGAGGAAGGUGUGAACCACCAGGACGUCAAGCAGGCGGUGUCGCGCAUCCAAGCCAUCGUGAAGUCGCAAGAGGCGCGCGAGCAGUACCUGCGGCUGCGGCAGACGACGGUGUCGAUGCAAGAGCGGUUGGCGGCGCGCGGCCGCGACGCCGAAGAGGAGAACUUGGAGGUGGAGGACGACGACGACGAAUAA